This is a messenger RNA of Geodia barretti, 3061 nucleotides long. The record is from the annotation of a GenBank genome assembly. NCBI's taxonomy places the organism in Eukaryota, Metazoa, Porifera, Demospongiae, Tetractinellida, Geodiidae.
UGUUUAGGAAUGAAGAGCAAGAGAAGCCAGAAUGCCGUCAUUCUUGGUUAUUUGCAGGCUCUCUGGCUCCCGUUCCUAGUAUGCGGACUGCUGGCGGCGUCUGCGGUGGAUCUGGUCCCGCGUCUGACGCACAGCGACUGCGAGAUGACGUGGAUGUUCUCUUGGCCGCAGUACCAGAGGUUGAACCUGUCGCUAGAGCUCCGCGAAGCCUAUCCUCAGUACGGCCUCCACCUGUACCGAGAGAAUCGUAACAGAGAGGAGCCUCUGCUAGACGCUGCACCGCUGCGACUGCGCGGGCUCCCCGCCCUCUUCAUACCUGGCAACGCAGGCAGCCACAAGCAAGUUCGUUCCUCAGCCUCCAUAGCACUGCAGAUGCACAGACACGAGUUCCCUCGCCUCCGCCAUUUUGAUUUCUUCACUGUCGAUCUCAACGAAGAGUUCUCGGGACUCUUUGGCGGAGUCCUCCUCCGACAGACUCGUACGUGAGGCCACACCCACCGCUUACCUUUGAUCUCACUCGGCGACCGUCUCUCUCCCUCAGAGUUUGUUGCUGCUUCAAUCCGGCACAUUCUCUCCCUCUACCCCUCCUCCCCAUCUCGUCCCUCCUCUGUUCUAAUUGUAGCCCACUCCAUGGGGGGUGUGGUUGCCCAGGCGUUGUUCACACUCCCCAACUUCCCCUCGUCCCUCGUAUCGACCAUCAUCACUCUCUCCUCUCCUCUGGCUCGACCUGUCGUCACCUUUGACCCCUCUCUGAUGGAGUUUUAUACCAGAAUAUCUGAGGUAUGGUACAAUGACAGAGAAGGGGGUGUGGCUAGGAACGUGACACUGGUGUCAGUUUCCGGGGGAGACAGUGAUGUACAGGUUCCAUUCCACCUCACCAUCCCAUCCUCACACCCUCACCAAACUCACACUCCCACCAUCGGCUCCCCAGCUGUACCAAGAAAUUGGGUACCUGCUGACCACCGAGCAGUCGUAUGGUGGGUCAAUUACAUCAUCAUUACAUCAUUCCCUUCUCAGGUGUCGCAGGCUACAACUGGCACUCAGUAGAGGACUCUUCACCCUUCAGACCCCACCCACUAACGAAUUGACCUCUGACCCUAGCAGGCAACGGGAGGUAUUUCAUCAUCUCUUGUUCAGAGGCUGGAGUGUCCCGAUGACUCCUUCCAACACACACCUGAAUUCUAAAGGCUGGAAACUCGUCGAUUCAAAUCCUCAUUUCCACGAAGGCUCCCUUCCUUCCAUGACGGCUCUUCCCCUCUCCUCCUCCUCUCCCUCCACUCUGCUGCUCGUGGCUACAAACUCGCCGACAGUUCACUGGCUCUAUGUGUGUGUCUUAUCACCGUCAACUUCUGCCAAGGCCAACUGCACCGAUUUCUCUCAUCGUGCUCGACUACUUCCACCCAGAGAGAAUGUGGUGAAAUACGUGACACUGAAUGAGGGAGAAUUGGAGGGUGGCACUCAUGUGGUGGUGAAGACGAGUCUCUCGGGGAGAGAGAAGGGGAGAGGGAGGGAGUUUGUGCUCUUUGAGUGGUGCCAGAACAGGUCCCUCUCUCUGGACCUGCCAUUCUGGGGUAUGACAUCAUCUCUCCACCUCCCUCCCUCCUCCCACUGCACCCUCACCAAAGUCACACUCCCCCAACUCACCCAAAUAUGGACUGCUCACUCGGCAGUUGUUACCGCCUCCUGCGCCGGGGUCAAAGGUGGCCUGGUGUUGCCACGGUUACCACACACUCCUCUUCUCCAUGACAACGGGACUGGUCGUCUCGUCGUACCGCUCAGCCUCCAGGUUCCACUAAGAGAUGAUUCAGUUGCGGAGCUGAUUGUUUGGUCUCCUAGCAACUGUUCUCUCUCCGUUACCCUCUCUCCCUCUCUGCUCUCGCUGGCUGGCAAACUCCUGGUCCUUUAUACCCCUCUUCUGUUGCCGUGGGUUACAGCAGUUGCCAUGGCGUCGCCAAGAACCCACCUAAUUGGAGAGAUGGUCUUAUUGGCAGUGAUGUGGGGGGUCACCUCAACAGGUCUCCUUCCGGGAACUGACUGGGACCAGUUGACUCGAGACGGACUCUGGCCAGCAUGGGCCCCUCCCCUUCUCCACCUCGUGGCGAGAGGACUCUUCCUCGUCCUCAGACCCCUUCUCCUCCGCCUCCCCUCCCUCCUCCUCUCCCGCUGUCUCCGUGGCAACAACAGGGUGGUCGUGGGUACCCUGGUUGCCAUGUGGUGUCCAGGACUGAUUCUGUGUUCAGCUCUCGGCCUGCUCCUCUCCCUGGCUGCUUACACUCUCAAGGCUGUGGAUGGACGGCAGCGUCAAGUACAGAGUCUCCUCCUUUGUCUCGUCUUCCUCUCUCUCCCCUCCCUCUGCUCCUGGAUCAAGAACAUCAGGUUCUCAUUGCAGCUGUACCCUGACCCUCUCUUCUGGCAAGUGGGUGUGGCCUCGGCAGUUUCCCUCCUCCCUCUCCUUCUACCUCCUCGACCAAAUCAGUUUUCCCGGUUGGCUGGUGGGUGUGGCUUCACCUACAUGCCCCUCCCCCUGGUGUCCGCCUCGUCUCUCCUAUCAGUCUCCCUCGUCCUCUACUGCUCCGUCCACACGUACAGACUCAGCUACUUCGUGACAGCCGCCAUUCUCCUCUCCCUCUUCUCCAGACUCACUAACAGACAGCCCUACAAAUCUGACUAGAGACCAAACCCAAUCACUCUUCCAAACCAUCUCUCACAGGACUACCCAAUCACUCUUCCAAACCAUCUCUCACAGGACUACCCAAUCACUCUUCCAAACCAUCUCUCACAGGACAAAACCUACUCAUCUCAGCUAUGCUCUGAUCUAUUCAGAGGAUCCUUAAGCAAUAUAAUUAUAGUUUUGCACAAAGCUUUAGGGCCUUUUCCUUAAGUCUUCGCGGUAAAUUUGUGGACAAUUCUGUAUAAUAAAGAAUUUUUACUUGCAACUGAAUCAAAACAGUUCUCUCUUGAAACCUUUCCCACCCCAUGCUACUAUUGUAAGGUUGUGUAUAUAUAGGUAGUCAUUCUGUCAGUUGUGAAUUUGGAAGCGUAUACAUCUGUGUUGCAAAUC